Molecule: messenger RNA, 4294 nt
Organism: Lethenteron reissneri (Far Eastern brook lamprey)
Lineage: Eukaryota; Metazoa; Chordata; Hyperoartia; Petromyzontiformes; Petromyzontidae
Product: tripartite motif-containing protein 16-like
Molecular function (GO): protein binding
Source: RefSeq, a predicted model, not a curated record
GACUGUACGACCUGGGUGACGAGCACACAGCAAGUUAAAGUUCACUUCGCGGUGUAUUACAAAUAUCGACACUUUUUCAACAGUUGACUGCCAUUAAUAGCUACAGCCUAAUGCUGUUAGUUUAUUGGUGAAUGUGUAUUUGGUGGAAUUUGCCUGCAUAGUUGUCGGUCAAGAGGGCCUUCUCGGUGAAUACAGUCAUGAAGAAAGUGUUGGUUGCGGCUGCUGUGACCUUGAUCACUUUGUCGGUGACGUGGCAGGCUGCAGCUUGUCCUCCGACACAGUACAGCACGGGCACGGGCUCCUGCUGCCAGCUGUGCAGUGCAGGAACAUUCAAGGCUGCCGACUGCACGGUUGACGGUGGAGCUCCCGUCUGCUCGUCAUGUGAAGAGAACUUCUACACUGACAUGGACAAUCACGACGAGACGUGCAGCAUCUGCAGUCUCUGCCGCACAAAUGAGGUGGUGGAACAAGAGUGCACAUCCUCGACAGACACAGUUUGCAAGUGUGCCGAUGGCUAUCGCGAAGUUGAGCUUGUCUGUGAGCUCGCAGACGACGGGGAUAACUACUUCAUGGUGCUGGUGCUCGUGAUAGUGGGCAUUGCUGUGCUCGCGAGCAGUGCAGCCGCACUCUACAUCUGUAGAAAGAGGAACGGGCAGUGUGUGUGCUGUAAAACACCUUCGCAACCUCCUGUAAAGAACCAAGUGGAGAUUGAUGAUCCCGAGAGAAGAGUGUUUGUCCGAAGCUUCGACGACUCGGAUUUGAACUUCACCUUGGAAGCUGACAAAGACGACGUCUCCCUCACUUUGACUGAAGACAGAGUGUCCCUGACCCCCAGCAUGGGCAUCUCCACGCUGCGGAGGAGCAUCAGCACCCGCAUCAGGGAGAAGAAGGCGGAGGAGAGCGCCAUGGGCACGGUGUGGGAGGCGAUGGACCGCAACAUGUCCGAGCUCAGGCGGCUGAUUUGCAGCGACCCCCCGUGCCUCCUCAACGAGCUGCUGAGCCGCAAGCUCAUCUCGCAUCAGGUGCACAGGAAGGCGGCCUCCAUCAGUGACCGCACGGAGCGCUCCGAGUAUCUGCUGCGGCGCUUCGUCGACGGCGGCGGGGAGGAGUGCCUGAGUUUCAUGGCCGUCUUCUCGAUCGCGAAGGAAAACUCGGCGCGAUUCCGCGUCAUGAUGGCCACCUCGCGAAGGUGUUCACCUACCGUGGACGCGAAUUCCGCCUCCCCGUGGCUCCGCGUGUCCCGGGACCACAAGACGGUCACCUACAGCUGGGACGCGCAGAACUUGGCAGCCCAUCCUGCGCGCUUCGACGGAGUGUGCACGCAAGCGCUGUGCUCCGAGAGCUUCCCGUCGGGCCGCCACUACUGGGAGGUGGACGUCGAGUCCGCGUCGUUCUGCCGCAUCGGCGUGGCCUAUGUGACGAUCCCGCGGCGAGGGGAGGGCCGCAACGGCCUCCUCGGCGAGAACGACGCGUCGUGGUGCGUGAGGAAGUGCAACUCCGAGUACACCGCUUUCCACGCAGGCGUGGGCUCGCCCGUGUCUGUCCAAGUUCCCAUGCGGAGGGUCGUGGUUCACGUUGACUGCGAGGCGGGGAUAGUGUCGUUUUUCUGUGGCGAAACGUUUGCUCUCUUGCACUCGUUUCAGCACUCCUUUACACAGCCCCUCUACCCGGGAUUGUACCUGAAUAAGGCCGGAUCUGUGUCCAUAUGUGCGGUUUAACCAUGGCUGUAGGUGAAUGCGUACGUAUGGAUUGUGGAAUUUGGUAUGAACUUCGAGAAUUUUGAUCCGAGCUUUAAGAAAACAAUUUUUGUGUUUCUAAGAUGAUUUUAAUUAACGUUAACUAUUAUUAAAAGCAGCGGCAUAGAAAUGUAUUAUUGGAGUUUGGAGGGAAAUAGGAGCACAUUGAAAACAAACCUAUAAGGUUCACUUCAAACGUUUACAUAAUUACUGAUAUUUGUAAGAAUUUACUUUGAGUUUAUAACAUGGGUCCCCUUUAAAGCAGCCUCCUUCCAUACCAGUACACUAACUAUUAGCGGUUACACAGCUUCUGGAAUCAAAUCAGAAAGUAUUCAGAUGGAAAGUCAAUCACAUUUUCUUUAAUAUCCUCUGUGUCUUCAAAAUAAGUUGCUCUCAAAGUGAGCUUUAUGCGUUACAUUCUUAUGCAUCGGCUGCUGUCACACAGCAAGAGUUUUGGAUGACGAUUUCCUCAGUUUAAUACUACAUUUUAUAUUCCACUACUCUGCCCAUGAUGAUUAAUUCACGUGGUGCAAAAGUCAUACUCACAGGGUCUGCUUGUGUGAUUGGCCCUGUUGAAUCACAUGACUGCAGGACCACAACAUUGAGUAAAGAGUAAUAAUGAACAAAUGUAUAAUUUUUAUGAUACCUUCAACUGCAGUAAAAUCACUCCUGUAGCCUUUUAAGUGGACAUAAUGAAACUCCCAAUUAUCUGUAUACAUAUACGUGCUUCGUUUAAUCCGCAUUCUCAAUUUAAUCCAUGGAAAGCCUCAUCUGCCUUUGACAAUUCCCUCCUGUUCAAGAUAAGAGUGACACAGUUGUGGCAGGUUAAUCAUAUUAGCCUCACAUCAUGGGACCUCUUUUGCCAGUACCAAACUAUGAGCAUAAGUUUUCCCCUUAUAUCUGGCAACAAAACAGGUGUUAAGUUGUUAAAAGACCAAACUGAAAUCUUUUACAAGGAAUCAUGUCUACAUUAACACAAUACUUGUGGUCAGAAUGCAAACAAAAAACAUACUCUGGUGUGGACCAAUCAGUUUCAAGGACAAUGCAUAUAUUAUCAGUGUUUUUUUCUUUGCAUUUUGACCGCAAACAUUGUGGUUAAUACAGACAUGAUUCCUUGUAAACGGUUUCAGUUUGGUGUUUUAACAACUUAACACCUGUUUUGUUGCCAGAUAAAAGGGGAAAACUUAUUCUCAUAUUAGCCUUGUUUAUCUGCACUUUACCGCUCGCAUGAAAGAAUAUUUAACUGGAUCCACACAUGUGAUUGCGUCUACUUAUUGCACCCCAUCAUGAGAUCAGAUGAGUUUAACCAGAAAUUUACACUCCAGUCACCCACAGAUUAAUUACUCAUGCAAGUCGUUAUCUGUGCAUAUUAGGAAAUGUGCUUGUCAAUAGUAUAAAUGUUAAAAAGGUAAGUUUAAAAAGUGACUGAGCAGUGCCGUACAAGAAUAAAUCCAAUUACUCACCACUUUAGUCAUUACGUUUAAAUUAAUUUAUGAAUCAAUGUUCGGUUGUUUAAAUAUGUACUGCUCAACGUCACCUCAUGGAAACACCUCACUUGUUGAUUCAAAUCUAUUCCAAUUUAAACUUAAUUCAAAUGUCCGCAUUUCAAUUAGAGGUGUGAAAAUGCAACAAGUCGUCAAUGAAUAUCAAUUCUUAAGCUCACAUGUGUCAUAAACCCUCCUCCACCUGACACAGCCAAUUAAUAAAAGUAUCAAUUGGAAUCAAACGUGCCGAAUAUACAAUAGUCCAACAGUACUUAAGCACUCCCGGUGUGUUGGAGAAUAAUCUCGCAACAUUGAAAUGGUCGGGUCACGUUUUCGCUGGAGACUACAUCCGGCAUCAUCACGUUGUUAACUGGACCCCAGAUCUCGAUCCGAGUCCUAAAGUAGAUGCCGUUAGUGCAUUGCCACGCUAAUGCACGUGGAUGUCAUUUUAAUAAUUAGUCAAUUGCUCGUCGAUUGGUUAUGGCUGGCAUGUGAGGUUAAUGUCAUUCCGUGAAUAUAUUGAGCGAUUGGUUAAAAUAAGACUAUCCUUUAUUAGGUUAAGGUGUAUUGUGUUCGUAAUGAAACUGGAAUUUUAAUGCUAUUGUGAUUCUAGUUAAGCAUUCACGGGAUUUUCUCAUGAGGGUGAUAGAAGAGGUUCAGUUCGGUAUUUUGAAUGAAGUGUUAUUUUGUUAUUUAAUACAGCCAAUUACAUUUCCGUGUCAUCAAGAUUAUUAUUUAUUAUAAUUUGUUUCCAAGCCACACUCACUUUAAAGCCAUUUGCUCGGAUAAAUGUAUUGCGUUUUUUUCUCAAUCUCUAUUGAUUCUCUAAUUAAUCUUCGGCAGUAAUAAUUCGUUUUACUUCGGACUUUAACUUUAUCGAAUUAAAUUGUGUUCCCUUCCUAACAUGCGUAUCUGCAACCGAAAAUAAUUGAGUGUGAGUAUUUAAUGUGUCUGUGUUGCUCUUUAAGUCGUGCACUAAUGUUUGCGACUCGUCUGGCCAAUGUAACAUUUGCCGCAAGUGCACAAUCUGACAUGUACGGAAUAUCAUUUAUGUUAUAAGGCACUGACUAAGGU